UGAAGGCCGAUCUGUGAUCUGGAAACAAAAGCUCCCAUUGGUAAAGGUUCUAAAGAACCAGGGACUCAGAAAGAGCCUGUCCUUCUGGUGACCCACUGAAUCCACCUCGGUGCUAAUGGAGGCACAGACAGAUCCAGGUCCAACCUCUUUGAAGUCGUAGCUCCCAGCAGCCCCCAGCCUAAUGUCUAAUGGUAGAUGUGGCACUUUGCCUUGCCACAGAGACAGCUAAAUCCUUGGCCCCUCACCUGCACCUUCCCCAUCCCCAAAACACUGAGAGUGACAGAUACGGAGUGGAAGCCAUCCAGGAAAGGUUCAAGGCCUGUCGAUCACAGCGCAGUAUCCCAAGUUUCUCGGAGAAUCCAAGAAAGUAACAGUGUAUAUAUAACAAACAGCAAGUUCAUGCAUUUGUGUCUCUUCCCCCCUAGCAAGGCAGAACUCCGCUAGAAUGUUCUUUCUUGCUCCUUAUCCUUGCUUAUAACCUGCAAAAUGCAAUGGCUGAAAGCCCCCUCUCUGUGAAGCAGCAGACUUGGGGGGGAGGGAAUGGGGGGGGGGUGAUGCAACUUAGGGGCCCGUGCCUGUAAGCAUCUACCUCUUCACCAGCCCCUAGAGCUCAGCCUUCUAACCAAGCAGCCUCCCAGGGGAGAUGGGACCAGCCUUCUAACAGCUAUGGUUGGGGUGAUGGGGGUGGCUGGGCAGGUGCUAUCCGGGGUCAGAUUUGUGCUAGAAGUGACAGGCAGAAUGCGUCUCAGUGUCCUCUCUAUUUACCCGCUCCUUCUGGUGCUCACUCUGGGCCACUGGCUCUCCAGAGACCCUGCUCUGCCGUUUCCGGCGCUGGAACCCCGAAUAUGCCAUUGCCCUCCUGUCUGUCUGUCUGUCUGUCUGCCUGCCUGCCUGCCCGCCUUGUCCAUGGAGUUAAUAACUUUUCUAAAACUCCUUAGCUCCAGUAAUCCAUCAGUGAACUCAUGAACCACCAGACUGGUCACAGUUCAAACUCUAACAGUUAUGACUAGUCCCAGAAAUCUCACAUAGGGACCGCCGAGCUGCGGCGGGAAACCUGUACAAUGACUUGUGCUUAGGGAGAAGGCAUCGCGAACCCGCUCGUUUGUUUGUUUCCUAACUAAUUAACAAAAAGUUUAAAGGCCGUGCUGGAGGAACGCACAGUGCUGCUGCGGAAGUCGGGAGUUCGGUUCCCGUGUAGGGAGGCUCACAACCGCUCGUCGCUCGGGCUUGCGGGGUCAUCUGCCGCCUUUGGCUUCCCGUCGCCUGCGCUCACGCGCACGAACCCACACAGACACGUCGAUAAAAGACACAGAGAGGCCAUUUACACAGAGGGCGCCUGACUUGCCGGCGGGGCCGAGUCCGGGGCCGCGGCGGCGGAAGGAAGCGCUGGCCCGGCUCGGCGGCGGGUGUGAGCCCGGGGGAGGAGCCUGCGCGGCCGGGCGGCUGGGCGCAGCGGCCCAGCCAUGUCCGCCGAGGAGAUGGUACAGAUCCGCCUGGAAGACCGUUGCUACCCGGUGAGCAAGAGCAAACUGAUCGAACAGAGCGACUACUUCCGCGCGCUCUACCGCUCCGGCAUGCGCGAGGCCGUGCGGCCCGAGGCCGGCCCCGAGGUACAGCAGCUACGCGGCCUGAGCGCACCGGGCCUGCGACUGGUGCUGGACUUCAUCAACGCGGGCGGCGCGCGCGAGGGCUGGGGCCUGGCGGAGGACGAGCUGGCCGAGGCUAGCGUGCUGGCCGAGCUGGUGGAGGCCGCGUCCUUCCUGCAGGUCACGGCGCUGCUGCGCCUGUUGCUGUCGCAUGUGCGUCUGGGCAACUGCUUGGAGCUGUACCGCCUGGCUCAGGUGUACGGGCUGCCCGACCUGCAGGACGCCUGCCUGCGCUUCAUGGCCCUGCGCUUCCACCAGGUGCUGUGCCAGCCGCACUUCCCGCUGCUGCUGUCGCCGCCGCCGGGUCCCGGAGACUGCAGCCUGAAGCAGAGGCUGAGGGAGGACCGCAUGCGCGGGACCCCGGUCCUAGUGGCCCUGGGGGACUUCCUCGGGGGACCCCUGGCCCCGCAUCCCUAUCAGGGGGAACCCCCGUCCAUGCUUAGGUACGAGGAGAGCACGGAACGCUGGUUCCCGCUGGCCAACAACCUGCCCCCUGACCUGGUGAACGUCAGGGGCUAUGGCUCAGCCAUCUUGGACAACUACCUCUUCAUCGUGGGCGGGUACAGGAUCACCAGCCAGGAGAUCUCGGCCGCACACUCCUACAACCCCACCACCAACGAGUGGCUGCAGGUGGCCUCCAUGAACCAGAAGCGCUCCAACUUCAAGCUUGUGGCCGUCAGUUCGAAGCUCUACGCCAUCGGCGGGCAGGCGGUGUCCAACGUGGAGUGCUACAAUCCUGAACAAGAUGCGUGGAAUUUUGUGGCUCCCCUGCCAAAUCCUCUGGCGGAGUUCUCUGCUUGCGAGUGCAAGGGGAAGAUUUACGUCAUUGGCGGCUACACCACCCGAGAUCGCAACAUGAACAUCCUGCAGUACUGUCCGUCCUCUGACCUCUGGACGCUCUUUGAGACCUGUGACGUCCACAUCCGCAAGCAGCAGAUGGUGUCCGUGGAGGAGACCAUCUACAUGGUGGGCGGGUGUCUCCACGAACUGGGGCCAAACCGCAGGAGCAGCCAGAGCGAGGACAUGCUCACCGUGCAGGCCUACAACACGGUCACCCGACAGUGGCUCUACCUGAAAGAGAACACGUCCAAGUCGGGCCUGAACUUGACCUGUGCCCUGCACAACGACGGCAUCUACAUCAUGAGCAGGGACGUCACCCUGUCCACCAGCUUGGAGCACCGGGUGUUCCUCAAGUACAACAUCUUUGCCGACAGCUGGGAGGCCUUCCGGCGGUUCCCAGCCUUUGGGCAUAACUUGUUGAUUUCCUCUCUCUAUCUGCCCAACAAAGCAGAGACCUGAAUGAUUUAACAGUAUCAGAAGAACAAUCCGGUUCAAGAGGGGAGGAAGGCAACCCUCUGGCUUUCUGACUCCUGAAGGGCACAGUAGAUUAACAUAGGCCAUGUAUGUCGGAGGCUUGGCUGGCUGUAAAUAAGCUUACUUGAAAACUUGGGGGAAGGACACCAACAUUAUCCCUUCUAGUCUGUUUUACACAUCAUGGGAACAAAUGUCAUAAGUAUUCUUCCAAACCUAACAGUCUUGGGCCAACGACCAAAACUCAGCAUUAGAAAGUAGACAGCCAGGGUCUGCCCCACAAGGACCGAGGUCAGCAUCUGACACAAUGGACUAUUUGGAUGGCUUUUUUUUCUAUGUUUUACCCUCUGGGGGUGGAACCUAGGGCCUCAUGUUAGUCCUGUAAAGAUGACUUUUUUUAAAAAAAAAGCUAUUUCUUUAGGUCACCUGAGAUGUCAGGAGUAGGGGAUUUUCCUCUUUCAUGUUCAGGGUUUUUUUUUGACAAGCGUUAGGAACCUCCUCCCCCCCACUCUGGUCUCUCUUGUCACCCAGCUUCUCUGGUCAGGCGCCUUAUUGUAUAUGUGUUUCAGGGACCCUCAGGUGUGUUCAGCCUUUUGACAUUUAGGACUUGCAUUACCGUUUAUAAAGUUCAUGUACAAUUGAGUUACCUUAGAAAAAAAAAAACCCUAAUGUUUUAAGUAAGGUCCUGAUGUUGAGUUAGCUAGUUAUAGCUGUCCUCGGGGGCCCACAAGUUGUGACUACCUCGCGUGCUGCAAUGGUAGAGCCAGACAGAGACUCCGCGCACGCAGCUGGUUCUUCCACACUUGGAUGAGCGCAUGCUAGCUACUUCUCCAGUCUGCCUGCGGUUGAGAAGGCUGCACAAACAGGCUGCUCAGCCUCUUCGGCUGUGUGCGGCAAAUGCAGGCCUGUGUAGGCCACAGACCCUGCGUUGUGAGGUCUCUGUUUUUAGAAGAUUGCUCUUGACAUUUUAUAAAUGGAGCCUUAAAUGAGGAGUACUGCAUAAGGAGAACAUGCCUUUAUGAGUUACUUUUAUUGAAUGUAUUGAAUGUUUAGAUCUUGUUUCAAGAUUUAAAAUGAAAAACGAACAGACAACUUUUGCACAUCUGGAUGAGGAUUCCUGCGUAGGGGCAGAUGUGCGGUCACCGCGUGCCUUUAAAGGCCAGGUGGCUGUAGCUCAUUUACGUUGGAAAGCGGGGGGUGAGAUUCUGCACAGACACUAACGGCCUCUGCUGGCAUGUCUGAAGUGAGGUGCUGGCUCGUGGCUCCCAUGCUGACAGCAGUGAGCAACAGCUCUAGAGAUUUCACCGAGGCGGUUCACGAUGAAUAAAGGGAUCUGCCAAUCAUGGGUCCGUGUUUCUUAAAAAGACUUAAGAGCCCACUUAGCAUGCACGAGAGGCCCUGGUUUUAAUCUCCAGCACUUACAGCAACAAGGCCCUCACCUACAGGAAUUUCGAUUGAAGAGCUUUCGCUAUGACCAGCCGCUCUCUUGUAGAGUCGGCUAACCGGCCAGCAGUGCCCGGUCAGUACCAGCCGCCUUACACAGUUAAGAAAGCUCCGUAGAAAAGCCAAAACUACAGGCAGAUCCAUUCCUCUCGGCUGCUCUCCCAGUGGCUGCUCACGCCGAGGGGGAUGACAAGCCCACCCCAAGUAUCUUCAGGGUUUCCUUACAGCCGUGCCUCUAAUAUACCCAGAGAGCCUAUUUAUAAAACUUCUAUUUGCACAGCUAUUUAAAAAUUCUGUGUUCGAGGCCAGCCUGAGCUACAGAAUCCUAGGAUAGCCAAGACUACACAAAGAGACCCCAUCUCGAAAAACAAAACAAAACAAAAAAAAUCUGUUAGUGUUUAUUUGGGACUUGGUGACAGAUCUCAGGGUCUUGUCACCAAAUCUACUAGUAGCUGUCCAGUCUGUAACCUGCUUAUAAUGCUGUUGGAAGCUUGCAAGCCAUUGCCUUAUAGCCCAGGAUAACCCCAAAGUCAGGAUUCUCAGCCUGGCCUCCCCACUGCUGGGACUGUAGGCUUCGAGCAACCCUGCCUUUAUUUCUUUUUCCAUUAUUUUUUAAAAUUGUUUAUGCUGGGUUCUUUAAAAAAAAAACUCUGAACUGAAAUUGUCACCAAAAAGUGGUACUUAUAAAUAGAUUUAAUUUAUAUUUUGCUGUAGAACUGAGUUUCGGGGAGUCUACGAUUUCACUAUUGCACCUUAGAAUCUAAUUUAUGUUCCCCACUGUGACUCUCCACGCCUUCACUGUAUGCAGACCAAACCCAUAUUCAGAGAUGAUGGGAGUUGAGUUAGCAUUGGGCAGAGAUGGGCGGUUAAAGGCACAUCAUUGUGUCUGCCAGUCAACCACUUCUCUUCCCAAGCGCCGUCUUUUGGGCGUAUUUCCUAAUGCCAGCAACUUGGACCAAAUGGAGGUGUGCCACUGUCAUCUGCCAAGCUCGUAGGAACCUGGCCUGGUAGGUCGCCCUUGUACUGUUGAUGGGUAUGAGGAUCCAGAUGCACAGACUCCCAACGGAAUUUUGUUAUUCUUGCUGCCAGCAGUGCUUAGAGACAGACUGGGUGGCUGUUAUGGUAUCCAUCUGCCUGCGCCUUCACCCGUGUGGGUGUUUUGAUAGCUAGAGCUUCCUUCUGCUAGUACCAGUUGGAGGCUUCAGCCAAUGGCUGUGUCUUUGAAACCCCUCCCACCUUCAGGCAGCUCCUUAGAUGAUACUGUCUUUUUAUUUCCUUCCCGUUCCCUAUUGCCUUACCCACCCCCAGAUGUUCCUGAGGGGUUCCGAUCCCACUGUGUGGCAGAAAGUGUCUGGGAGGACCCCCAGUGGGGGUCUGGUGCAUGGGUUGGUGGAGGAGCCCUGAUGUCAGUGCUCCGACUCGAGAGGCUCCUCACCUCGGUACCCUGGAAGGGUUCUGAGAUGAUAGUGUGAGAACCCAUAGCUUCUUCAGUCUGCUCUAAAAUGUAGCAUCAAAGAGUCUGGAAGGCUGGGCGUGCCGGCCAGAAACAAAAGGCUUAAGAUGAAGCAUGAAACCAAAGACGACUGUCACCAUGGUGUUUUCUGUUUUGUUUUGUUUCUAAAACCAAGAACCCGAGAAAUUCCAAAGGCCUUAGGUUUGCAUUCAAGCUGAGGGAAGGAGAGUGUACUGCAGACAGGUAAAUGUGACCUUGUGCUAACGUUGUUUAGAGGAGAGUGUACUGCAGACAGGUAAAUGUGACCUUGUGCUAACGUUGU
This is a messenger RNA of Microtus ochrogaster (prairie vole), 6175 nucleotides long. It is a transcript of the gene Klhl42, whose product is annotated as kelch like family member 42. Gene Ontology annotation, molecular function: protein binding. The record is from RefSeq and is a predicted model, not a curated record. NCBI's taxonomy places the organism in Eukaryota, Metazoa, Chordata, Mammalia, Rodentia, Cricetidae.